AUGGCUGGCAUGGAGGCGGGCGAACCAUGGCUGCCGCCUUUCUCCCCCUCGACUGUGAAGGCCAAGGCCGUCGCGCCCUUUCCCAAAGGCCCCAAGCGUGCGAUCGGCGACCGUGCUUCCGCGUUCUCGCCCAUGGCGCUGCUUUCAAGGCUGCUGUCGGCGACUCUGGAACUGCUGGGGUUCCAACGUGUGGAUCCGACCCUGGACGUGUACGAGUGUUCCACACCAACGAGCAGCAGCCAAGCAAUAAGUGCCUGGUCGCCAGCUAGUGAGUCCACACCGUCCAGUUCCACUUCUAUUCAAGAGAUCCAGUCCACAUCGUCUGUCUGCACAACAAGUCCAGAGACGGAGUCCACAUCUUCGGGAUUCGCUACGAAUCAAGAGACCGAGUCUACAUCGUGCAGGGAAUCCGUCGCACUUGAAUUUGACAAUCCAGAAUUUGAGAAGGAAGAGGAACAGAGCAAGGAAGACACGAGUGAAGACUCCUUCGGGAAAGAAGCGCAGAUCGAGCACGAAGAUUAUGCUGAACCUCUCCUUCAGGAAGAAGGCAACAGGUUUUGCAUGUUCCCACUGAGGUACCCAAGAGUGUGGGACAUCUACAAGGCAGCACUCAGCAACUUCUGGACGGUUGAGGACAUCGACUUGCAAGCGGACAGCAGCGAUUGGCAUCUGCUUUCUGGUGACGAAAGAAGCUUUGUGAAGGAUAUUGUGGGAGUUCUGGGUGGCUCAGAUGCUGCCAUCCUUCAAAGCAUCGCACUCAAGUUCAUGACAGAUGUCAUGGCUGCAGAGGCCCGGGCAUUCUACGGUUUCCAGCUCGCAAUUGAGAACGUCCACAACGAGCUGUACGGCAAGCUCCUGGGUCAGUAUUUCCCUGAUGAAACAGAUUCCCGCAAGAGGCGCCUCACGAGCCUCCAGAAGAAAGCGGACUGGGCCGCACGGUGGAUGGGCCCAGGCAGCACCUUCCCUCAGCGCAUCGUGGCUUUGGGAUGCAUCCAGAGCGUCAACUUUGCGCGCAACUUCUUCGGCGCGUGGCUGAAGGGACGGGGGGCAAUGCCGGCCCUGACGCACGCCAGCGGCCUGAUCUGCCGCGAUAGGGAUCUGCAGGCCCAGUUCAACUGCAUGUUGUACGGCAUGCUGGACACACGGCUCACAGAACGGGCGGCACGCCUGAUCGUCCAGGAGGCCGUCAGCCUCGAGAAGGAGUUCGUUCGGGAAGCCUUCAGUCUGGGGGCUAUUGGAAUCGGCGAGGAGAGUUCGUCCAGCUAUGUCGAGUUCCUGGCGGACGAGCUAUUGGAGGGGCUGGGGCACCGGAGAAUUUACUUGAGCAGGAACCCAUUCGAAGGGGAGGAGCACGCCGGGAGCGCGACAGUUGAGUACCAAUUCAGCGGGACUAAGGGGUCCAACCUGAGCUCGCCGGGCUAUUCGCGGGGCGACUAUGUACUGACAACGGAUGAGGACUUCUGA
Molecule: messenger RNA, 1464 nt
Organism: Ostreobium quekettii
Lineage: Eukaryota; Viridiplantae; Chlorophyta; Ulvophyceae; Bryopsidales; Ostreobiaceae
Source: the annotation of a GenBank genome assembly